UUCAAACUUUUUCAGUCGGUGAUGCCGGUUACAAAUUACUCUCCCUCCAAUUGUAAAAUCACCGCCGUUAUCUUCCAGCUCUGUUUCUUAGUCAUUUUAUUUCAAUCAUGAGUCAAACAAAGAAACAGCACUCUGCCAUGGUACAUUUCGUCGCUGGUGGUUUAGGCGGCUCGUUUGGUGCCUUCGUAACAUGUCCUCUCGAGGUGAUUCAGACGAGACUUCAAUCUUCUGCGUUUCGGCUUCAACGAACAGCAAAUCUACGCGUUUCUCGCAAUAUUUCGUCCAGUGGCCAAGCCGCAAAUUUAAGUACAGCUAGUGUGGCUAACUCGAAGCUUAAUGUUGCGGCGAAUCGCUUCAAAGGAGUAUUUUCCUAUGGAAGGUACAUGGUUCAGCACGAAGGGUUCUUUUCGUUGUACAAAGGAUUGGGGCCCACAUUACUCGGUGUCACCCCAUCAAGAGCAAUUUAUUUUGCCCUCUAUUCCACAACAAAGGAGAUACUGAACAAAUCUGGCAAGCUAGUUGCCGAUUCUUCACUUGUUUAUAUGACAUCCGCGGCUAUAGCUUCGUUUGUAAAUCACACGGUUACAAAUCCUUUGUGGUUCGUCAAAACGCGACUACAGUUGGACAACAGGGAAGCGCGGAGAGUAAAUGCUUUCCAUAUAGUAAGAGAUGCUUACAAGAGCGAAGGAAUCAGAGCUUUUUACCGAGGACUUUCAGCUUCCUACGUAGGAAUCUCAGAAACAGUAGUGCAUUUUACGAUCUACGAGAAAGUGAAAGCGAGAUUGCUAAAGUUUCAACAGAAGACGCAAAGAGACCUGAAUGUGAUCGAGUGCAUGCUGUCAGCCGGCGUUUCCAAAUCCAUCGCUGCAAGUCUUUGCUAUCCUCAUGAAGUUGCACGAACUCGGCUACGUCAACAAGAAAGUGAUUUCCUCGGAAAACAAAAAUACAAUUCGUUUCUUCAAACGCUGAAAACAGUUGUGAAAGAGGAAGGAUGGAGAGGUCUCUAUGGAGGUUUAGGAACCCACUUAAUUCGACAAGUUCCAAAUACAGUGAUAAUGUUUUUCACUUACGAAGGAGUCGUGUACCUUUUGGAGUAGUUAAUGCGUUCGCUUUAAAUUGAUCAGUAGUUCUUUAUCAACAAUAAUCGUUGUUAAAACCAAAUUGGUGCACCCAAUUUGUGUAAGCUGAUGUAGUAUGAUACUAGCGCGUAAGUAGAUUAAAUUUUUGUCAAUUAUCAUCAUUUAAAAUUUCAAGUUCAAAGAAAUUUCCUGGGGGGCUGCGUUUUUUUGUUUUUUUGUUUUUUUUCUGAACGACCUUGUUGAGUCCAUUUGUAAUGGAAAUAGUGUCUUUAUCCUCUCUUCAAACGCUUUAAACCUAGGAAGAGCUCUCGCAGGCAAGGUGAUAAAUAUUUAAAUAAAUUAGAUUGUUCUUUUAGUUCAGGAGUUGCUAUGGGUUGCAACUGAAGUCUUGGGAAUGAUAAUGAUCAAAAGUAACCAUUUGUUUAUUCAAGAUUACAUAGCUCAGGUCAGUAAAUGCCAAGAAUGAUAUAUCAAAUAGGUAGAUGUGUUCUAAAUCUUAAUUCUUGAAAAAAGACUCACUCAAAAAAAUAAACUUGGUGAGAGUGUUCUUUCAGAAAGAGCAUAUGAAAUAAUUUUGUUUUCUCCUCUCAGGAAAGGUAUCAGCAAAGCAUUAAUCAUUUCGGUUUGCCCUUUUUUUUCAUUCUUUUAUUUUUCUUUUAAAAAAAUGUGAAGUGAAUGGUUUAUUUGGAAAGAUGCAUGAAUUAGCUUCUCACUUAAUUACUGCGUAAUCAUGUAUGUUUUCUUAGAAAACCCUAUUCAUCUGAUUUUUCUCUUGACCUUUGCUAAGUGCAAUUGAUUCUUCCCAGAUAUACGCAAAUGGUUCAGUGUAAAUAUUUAUAUUUCGUGUUGUGGUCUACAUGAAAUUAUGUCUCAUGUAAAUAUAAGGUCAAGGUAAUGAGGUGUUUGGAAGAAGUUGCAUUUUGAUAUUUUCUAAAUAAAUAUCAAUAAAAUAUUUUCUCAAUAAAUAUUUUGUAGACAGGGUGGGUAGGUAAUGUUGAGUACUGGUCAGGGGAGUGGGAAGGGUGAAAGAGUUGAACUGAACUAUUAUUGGCAGAAGAAACUAUUUAUACUGUUGUGGGUGAGAGUAGCCCUGGAAAGAGUUUUGCUUAUUAAUUACUGCUAAGAAUUUAUAUUUCAUGAGGACUUUUGUUAUUAAAGUGAAUAAAUACCUUUCACAACUGCUUA
Pocillopora verrucosa is the source of this 2264-nucleotide messenger RNA. RefSeq names its product solute carrier family 25 member 36-A. The record is from RefSeq and is a predicted model, not a curated record. Gene Ontology annotation, molecular function: pyrimidine nucleotide transmembrane transporter activity. Gene Ontology annotation, biological process: pyrimidine nucleotide import into mitochondrion. Lineage: Eukaryota; Metazoa; Cnidaria; Anthozoa; Scleractinia; Pocilloporidae. Gene Ontology annotation, cellular component: mitochondrion.